GCCAAGGAGCUGGCGAGCAGGGGGAUGGCUGCGAGCAGGGGGGUGUGAGGAGGCAGCUGGGGACGCGUUGCCCCCACGGUGAAAAAAAGGGGAAAGGAUUUGACUUCUGAGCCUGUCCCAAGGCAGCUGGAGCCACCCAAGCAAAUCGUCACCUCCGUCCCCAAGCCGGGAGCCUGGACGAAGCCCCUCCGCCUUCCCUUGCAGCCCCCGCGGCCAUGGUGGGCCUGAAGCCCCCCGAGGUGCCCCCGCCGGCAGCCGUCAAGUUCCUCAGCGCCGGGACGGCCGCCUGCAUCGCCGACGUCUGCACCUUCCCCCUGGACACCGCCAAAGUGAGGCUGCAGAUCCAGGGCGAGGUGCGGAUCCCCCGGAGCCCCAGCACGGUGGAGUACCGGGGCGUUUUGGGCACGCUGAGCACCAUGGUGCGCACCGAGGGGCCCCGCAGCCUCUACAGCGGGCUGGUGGCGGGGCUGCAGCGCCAGAUGAGCUUCGCCUCCAUCCGCAUCGGGCUCUACGACUCGGUCAAGCAGCUCUACACCCCAAAAGGGGCCGAAAGCACGGGGCUGGGGGCGAGGCUGCUGGCGGGCUGCACCACGGGCGCGGUGGCGGUGACGUGCGCCCAACCCACCGACGUGGUCAAGGUGCGAUUCCAGGCUCACGGGGCAAUCCCGGACAGCGCCCGGCGCUACAGCGGCACCGUGGACGCCUACAGAACCAUCGCCAGGGAGGAGGGAGUCCGAGGGCUUUGGAGAGGGACGCUGCCCAACAUCGCCCGCAACGCCAUCGUCAACUGCGGGGAGCUCGUCACCUACGACCUGAUCAAGGACGCGCUGCUGCGGGCGCAGCUGCUGACAGACAACGUCCCCUGUCACUUCGUGGCCGCUUUCGGGGCCGGGUUCUGCGCCACGGUGGUGGCGUCGCCGGUGGACGUGGUGAAGACGCGCUACAUGAACGCCGGCCCCGGGCAGUACCGCAACGUCCCCAGCUGCCUCCUGGCCCUACUGAUGCAAGACGGCCUCGCCGGCCUCUACAAGGGGUUUGUCCCCUCCUUCCUGCGGCUCGGCUCCUGGAACGUGGUGAUGUUCAUCUCCUACGAGCAGCUGCAACGCGCCGCGGUGCUGGCCUGGCCGGCUCCUUCCUGAAUCCCUCCAGCUCCUCUCGCCAGCGUGGGCGAGGUGCAGGAGUGAAUUCCCCUAAAUGCUGCGGCAGAGGGGGGGCAGCGAGGCCGAACCCCUCCCCGGCACGAUGGGGACGAUGCCGAGGACCAAAAGGGGCCCCGAGAGGGACCAGCGAGGCGGGCGGAGGCGCUGCAGGCGGCCGCUUGUAGGGACGUGGGAGAAAAGGUGUCCAGAGAGGAGUUUAGAGGGGAAUUAAAAAUGUUUGUAGGGUUUCCAGCCCAGAGAGCAUCGCUCCUGGGGGCAGCGGGGACGAGAUGAGUGGGAUGGAGAGGUGUGGGCAGGUGGGAUGGCGUUGGGGGAUGUGGGAACGCGGUGAUUCCUGGGAUUUCCUCACUGAUUCUCCAAAUAAAUCACCCCUAUGGGGUCAGAGCGCA
Messenger RNA from Anas platyrhynchos (mallard), 1549 nucleotides. Its product is annotated as putative mitochondrial transporter UCP3. The record is from RefSeq and is a predicted model, not a curated record. NCBI's taxonomy places the organism in Eukaryota, Metazoa, Chordata, Aves, Anseriformes, Anatidae. Gene Ontology annotation, biological process: transmembrane transport.